CAUUCGAAAAAUGCACUUCCAGUUGAUAGUCCUAGGCAGAUAAUGGAAUUCUCACUCAGCACCCCACACUAUCUCAACACCACCACUCCCUUCUCCACCCUCAUCCACAACCAGAAACACCACUCCUCCUUCUCCUCCUCCUCCUCCUCCGCCAUCACUUCUCUCUCUUUCUCUCUCAAACCAACGCCUCCUCCACUGCCAAAUUCUGAAAACCCCACCAGCUCCUCCCCUCCCUCCAACCAAAUUCGCCGCCCCAAAACCCUCAAAACCACUCCUUCCCCCUCCAAACCCACCUCCAAAAUUCCCUCUAACCCCUUUAGGAACCUCAUUAAUCCCACCCAUGUCCCUACCCCACCAAUUAAGUCCACCACCAACACCAAUUAUCACCCCUUCACUGACAAGCUCUGGCUCACCAGCAAGCUCUCUCCCCCACCUCCACCUCCACCACCCCAAAAGGAAAAUCCUGAAGAAAAUCGAAAACCCAUCAAGGACAAUGCCCCCCAGAAGAAUUCGGAUUUGCCCAAAAUUAAGUUCCAGCAAGAGGGUAAAAUCUUUGUGGGGAAUUUGCCCAACUGGGUCAAGAAAAAUGAGGUUUUCGACUUCUUCCGGCAAUUCGGGCCCAUAAAGAAUGUGAUUCUGAUUAAGGGUCAUGACAGUACUGAGAGAAAUGCAGGUUUCGGGUUUGUGAUUUAUGGGGGUUCGACUGCUGCUAAGUCUGCCAUGAAGGCGGUCGAGUUCGAUGGCGUGGAGUUCCAUGGGAGGGUUCUGACUGUUAAAUUGGAUGAUGGGAGGAGAUUGAAGGAAAAAACUGAGGAGAGGACGCGGUGGAUUGAAGGCAACGACGAGGUUGAGUAUCGUUCUAACUGGCACAAAGAGCGGGACAGCUCGCGCAAGGAAUUGCGCAAGAUUAUGGAUACUGAGCCGGAGAACUGGCAGGCCGUCGUUGGGUUUUUUGAGAGAAUUAAGAAGCCUUCUAGAGGAGAAUAUGGCCUGAUGGUGAAGUAUUAUGCAAGGCGAGGGGACAUGCAUCGUGCUCGUGAAACUUUUGAGAGCAUGCGAGCAAGAGGAAUAGAGCCAACGUCGCAUUUGUACACAAGCCUUAUUCAUGCUUAUGCAGUUGGCAGAGACAUGGAAGAAGCAUUGUCAUGUGUUAGAAAAAUGAAGGAAGAGGGUAUUGAAAUGAGUUUGGUGACUUACAGUAUAAUGGUUGGGGGAUUCGCGAAAGUUGGCAAUGCCGAAGCUGCAGAUCACUGGUUUAAGGAGGCCAAAGAGAGACAUACAGCAUUGAAUUCAAUCAUAUACGGGAAUAUUAUAUAUGCCUAUUGUCAAACAUGCAAUAUGAAUCGCGCUGAGGCAUUAGUGAGGGACAUGGAAGAAGCAGGCAUAGAUGCUCCUAUUGACAUUUAUCACACCAUGAUGGAUGGCUACACCAUGAUUGGCAAUGAAGAUAAAUGCUUGGUUGUGUUUGAACGACUCAAGGAAUGUGGGUUUACACCUUCAGUCAUCAGUUAUGGAUGUCUGAUCAAUCUUUACAUUAAGAUUGGAAAAGUUUCUAAAGCCUUGGAAAUUAGCAAACUGAUGGAAUCAGCCGGCAUAAAACAUAACGUGAAGACCUACUCCAUGUUAAUCAAUGGAUUUUUGAAGUUAAAAGAUUGGGCUAAUGCAUUUGCAGUUGUGGAAGAUUUAGUGAAGGAUGGUUUGAAGCCUGACAUAGUCCUUUAUAAUAACAUUAUAACAGCAUUCUGUGGAAUGGGUAACAUGAACCGUGCUGUUCGUACUGUCAAAGAAAUGCAGAGGGAGAGGCAUAGACCUACAUCACGGACAUUUAUGCCGAUAAUACAUGGUUUUGCAAGGGCUGGAGAAAUGAGAAGAGCUCUUGAGAUUUUCGAUAUGAUGAGGAUGAGUGGAUGCAUUCCCACUGUGCAUACUUUCAAUGCUCUGGUUCUUGGUCUUGUGGAGAAGCGACAGAUGGAGAAGGCUGUUGAAAUAUUGGAUGAAAUGACACUGGCAGGCAUAAGCCCAGAUGAACAUACAUACACAACUAUCAUGCAUGGUUAUGCAUCUUUAGGUGAUACGGGAAAAGCCUUCGAGUAUUUUACCAAAUUGAGGAAUGAGGGCCUGGAGCUAGACGUGUAUACAUAUGAGGCAUUACUGAAGGCAUGUUGCAAGGCAGGCAGAAUGCAAAGUGCUUUAGCUGUCACCAAAGAAAUGAGUGCUCAAAAAAUUCCGAGGAACACCUUUGUGUACAACAUAUUAAUUGAUGGAUGGGCUCGAAGAGGUGAUGUUUGGGAGGCUGCUGACUUGAUGCAGCAAAUGAAAAAGGACGGGGUGCGACCUGAUAUCCACACCUACACAUCUUUUAUAAAUGCUUGUUGUAAGGCUGGAGACAUGCAGAGAGCUGCAAAAACAAUUGAAGAAAUGGAAGCAUUUGGAGUGAAGCCAAACGUUAAAACCUACACUACGUUGAUACAUGGUUGGGCACGUGCUUCUCUCCCAGAGAAGGCUUUUAGAUGCUUUAAGGAUAUGAAGUCGGCGGGGUUAAAGCCAGACAAAGCUGUAUACCAUUGCUUGAUGACAUCUCUGCUGUCAAGGGCUACUGUUGCUGAAGCUUACAUCUACUCUGGUCUUUUGUCCAUUUGUAAGGAGAUGAUAGAAUCUGGGUUGAUUGUAGAUAUGGGAACUGCAGUUCACUGGUCGAGGUGCUUACGCAAGAUUGAACGAACAGGUGGGGAGCUUACAGAAGCCCUGCAGAAGACCUUCCCUCCUGAUUGGAGCUCAUCUCAUACUUUGGAUGUGAGUUCCGACGUAGACAGUGAUGAUGAACUAGAUAUUAUUAGCGAUGACGAUGACAUGGAGUUUGCUAAUAGAAUAGAUGAUGGCAACAUUAUGUCGAGGAUGGUCUGAACGACAGAACAUGGUUCUAAAUCAUGUGCUUAAAGUUAUUGACAUAGGACAUGGCAUAUGUGUUAUGCACGUACAGCCGUUAUGCUCUUGAUGCUGGUUGCGGCAGCAGAACUUCAUUUGAAGCAGGAAAGCACUUUGCAGGAUAAGCACCCCUGCUAUUAUUUUUAUAGUCAUUCUUCCUCUUCAGGCUUAAACGUCCCUUGUACAGAACAACCUUAAUUUUGUGUAUUAAAGAACAUUUUGGUAAUUAGAAUUAGUUUAUUCUUUUUCACCGCGCUUGAAUUUGCCAUUGCCCUUGAUAGAUAGGUCUAACUCCACGUUGUACCUUGGGAGUUUUUGAGCCACUUUACCUACAGUAUAUAUAGAUGCUAUGGGAGGAUUUC
Prunus mume (Japanese apricot) is the source of this 3287-nucleotide messenger RNA. Its product is annotated as pentatricopeptide (PPR) repeat-containing protein. Gene Ontology annotation, molecular function: RNA binding; protein binding. The record is from RefSeq and is a predicted model, not a curated record. Lineage: Eukaryota; Viridiplantae; Streptophyta; Magnoliopsida; Rosales; Rosaceae.